This is a messenger RNA of Colletotrichum abscissum, 468 nucleotides long. RefSeq lists its product as uncharacterized. The record is from RefSeq and is a predicted model, not a curated record. Bases 1 to 468 code for a protein of 155 amino acids. Lineage: Eukaryota; Fungi; Ascomycota; Sordariomycetes; Glomerellales; Glomerellaceae. The transcript has 2 exons.
AUGCCGCCGUCGCCUUUCCUCAGUCUGACCGGCUCUGCCCACCCUCCCACGCUGUUCCUAGCCCGAACGUUUGACCGAAGAUGGGCGGGGCUACCCUCAUCGGGCACUUCUCAUCCACUCACCAUUGACGAUCCUUCCAAGCCCGCCUACAGCAUCGCAUUCACACGACCACGGCAGCCAUGCACGCUCCAUUCUGCCGCCCUGUUCGCCAUAUCGAACUGUCGUGCGUGGAUGCCCAGCCUGCCACACUUGACCCAAUCACAAGAGCCCGGCGCCCCGUCGUCGGGUGGGACCCCCAGCCCGAACGUGGCACCCUGCUCCGUGUUACCAGCCGACCACACGUCUCAAAGCUUGCACAGCUCUGCACCCGUAGAUUCGGUCCCAGACCCCGCUCCUCAACGGUGCCAGUCCACCUUCUCCAAGCCGCAAGGAGCUACUAUGGAUCCAACCAUGGGAAUACCAGCCUGA